AUGUCACAAACUGCGGAUGCUGAAAGUGAAGCAGGCUCCAUCUGCGACGAGGAACGCGUCAGGAAGCUGUUUCAAGCAUGCGACGGCGACGGAGAUGGGAAAGUCGAGCAGCGAGGCAACGUGGCGGGUUUCACCGUGGCCGUGAACAAUGGCUCCGCGGAGCCGGCUUACUACGUGGACCGUUUGCAACGAGUGCAAGUGCAGCAGCAACAUUGCCAACAGGCGAUCAGGUACACGGUGCAGCCGAGCCACGUCUCCGCCCCUGGCAAAGAGAUCCUCGAGCCGGCGAGAAGGGAUCUGGUUUACGUUCAUUGCGCCACCACAGAGGAGGAGGAGGACGCGGAGGAGGAGGAAGAGGAACCGAAGGGAUUGACCAGGUCUAGGUCGUGGCUCUGCUGCCCUGCCGAUCACAGCUCCGACAGAACCGUACCCAUACAGGUCGAAGCUGGCCACAAGCGGCAGGAGUCACUGCACGCGGCCGCGCUGUCGUCGUUGCGGUCCGAGGUCGCCGAGCUGAACGCGAGGUUGGUGGCGGAGACACGAGCCAGGGAGGCGACCGAGGCGGCUUUGGUCCGCGCGGAGCUUCAGGCCGCACGGGCGGAACAGAAGGUGGAGCAACAAGCGGCGAGGCACGAGGAGCGGCUCACCGAGUUACAUUCCGUGAUCGCCGAGCUUGGCAGGCAGCUCGAGAGGCAUCGAGCUACCGUAAUUGCCGAGGAGGAUGAGUCUGAGAUAGAAACGAGCAGAGACGCGGAAGGAUCUAUCACUAAUCCCGUGGAAGAGAGCGAAGGCGGAGGUGACAUUCAGGGGGAUGGAGAUCGUACGUUGGGCGAUGCCGAUUCCAGCUGCUGCGAGGACAUCGAGCCACGUACUGUCGAGAAUGGGAGAGAGCAGUUGGACAGUCCGGCGGCGUUACCAACACCAGAACCGACACAACAGGCGGCUUCGUGCCAGAGCGUGGCCGUGGCAGCGUUGCAAGAAGAGGUCACAGCCCUUCGAGCAGAGAUCGCCAGCUUGCAGGCUCAACUGGCCAAUUUCAAGAAUCAGGCUAACAAUCAGAGGCAACAGGCUGGCAGCGAGUCGCCCCGUAGAGAGGCACGAACAAGAGGCAACACCAGCUCACCGGAACCUUUGAGUGCACCUUGCUCGCCACUCUUGCCACCCCUGCAGACACCGCCGACAAAGAGCGUAACGAGGGAGGAAGCUCCAGUUCUUAAAAUAGCCGAGAGGGUAAGACUCAGGAGGACCGACGAGAGGCACAUCACAGGACCCGAUAUUACUAAUCUGGGGGUAUGUUCCACUAUGGUGGCCGAGCAUCUGGUGUCGGAUCUCCUGGAACACUCGAACAUUCAAGAAUUGAAUGGAUCCGAGAAACAAUUCGAAGUGGAGACGGAAAGAUUGAACAGCAGGUUGGAACAUGCUCGAACGAACAACGCGGUUCUUGCCUUGACCUUACACGAGAGUAAAGCGCAAUGCGACAGAUUGAGUCUUUUAGUGGGAAAGUACGAAUCGAAUGCGAUUGCAUUACGAUUAGCCCUUUCUUAUAGUGAUCGCGCGAUAGAGGCUUAUGAUGUCCUGGUAGCAUUGUUGGAAAGCGAGAUCGCUCUGUCCACGGAAAGAAACAGCAUUACGAUCGAGAACAGGAGAGCGGCCGAACAUGUAGCCUGUCAUGUGUUGAAUAAACUAGAGAACGAAUGUAUGAAUACUCUGAAUGCACCGUGGGAAGAUAGCAUAGUUUUGUCGGACGAAUCGGAAGUGACUUGGUGCGUUGAAGAUGAGCAAAGACUUAGAAGACACAUCAGCAGAUUGAAAGGGGAACGAGCUAUGGUUAGAUCGACUGUAGUGGAAUUAGAAAGCGUUCACGCUGAACCAUUAAACUCAAAAAACACCAUUUCUCUCGCAGAAGCUCGAAAAUUAGAUUUAGAAACAGCUGUACUUAUGCAGGAAUUAAUGGCUAUGAGAGAGGAUAAGGCAGAGCUACGAGCACGGGUGUUUCUGUUGGAAAAGGAACGAGCUACUAUAGAAUUGAAAUUAAAUGCACGUGAUACGCAAAUUGCAGCUCAGCAUGCCGCCAUUGAACAUCUUCAGGGUCAACUCAGAGAUACAGAGGCCAUGCUGGCAAUGGCUACGAAUAAAGAUCGAGGUUUAAGCGAUAACGAAAGUGAAGGCAUGGAAUCCGAAUUAAUAGAAGCAUUAGGUCGAGAGGCUAGGCUAAAAGAACGAUUGCAAGAAUUAGUUUCUACUUUAGAUAAAGUUAAUAAAAAUUCUGAAUUGAGGCAUCAACAAUCAGCUGAGCUUAUUAACGAUUUAAAAAGAGCCAAUGGAGCCCUGGUACAAACUUUAGAGAAAUCUAAGAAAAAAUAUCAAUCCAGACUAAAAAAAUUGGAACAACAAAUGUUGGGUAUGGUGGAAAGACAUGCUGCUCAGGUAAAAUCUUUAAAACAACGGAUAGCAUUGCUAGAGGAGGAAUCGACAGGAUAUAAAACAAGUUUACCACUUCAAUCACAGAGUUCUGGUGCCAGCGAAACAUCAUUAUGACAAUUUAGUGAUUAAUCGAAAUCAAUCGAUAAAGGCUUUACGAGUGUUUUUACUAUUCUUCCUGUCAUUACAAAACGAUUGAGAUAGAGAUAAAAUUUACGUAUUUUUUUAUACCAAUAGUUGCCCAAGAAUAACGCUUGAUUAUUCGCUUUUGUAAUUAUAUAAAAAAAAAAAAAAAAAAGAA
Messenger RNA from Apis florea (little honeybee), 2722 nucleotides. Its product is annotated as colorectal mutant cancer protein. The record is from RefSeq and is a predicted model, not a curated record. Gene Ontology annotation, molecular function: calcium ion binding. NCBI's taxonomy places the organism in Eukaryota, Metazoa, Arthropoda, Insecta, Hymenoptera, Apidae.